Molecule: messenger RNA, 450 nt
Organism: Musca vetustissima
Lineage: Eukaryota; Metazoa; Arthropoda; Insecta; Diptera; Muscidae
Product: lectin subunit alpha-like
Exons: 4
Coding region: 1-450 (149 amino acids)
Source: RefSeq, a predicted model, not a curated record
AUGAAGAUCACAUUUAUUUUUGGUUUGGUAAUUUUUGCUUUGGCCUCCGGUAUAGCCGUUGAAAAAUGGCAUACCAGCGAAGAUGGCAGCCGAUUUUUUAUUGAAACGGAAAAUAAGUAUAAUUGGUAUGCAGCCUGGAAUGAAUGUGCCCGCAAAAAUAUGUCACUUAUUGCCAUUGACACCCACUACAAACAUUUGCAGAUCGAUACACUGAUUAAAAAGAUCUUUGCUCGAUGUCCAUCAUUUUGGAUUGGUGGUCAUGAUAACGCCAUCGAUUUGCGUUAUGAAUGGGCAUCGACGGGUGAAAUUUUCACCUUUACCAAUUGGGGCCAGGGUCAGCCAGAUCGCCUUGGCAACAAUGAACAUUGCAUUUUAAUUUGGCAGAAUACCUGGCAAUGUGCAAUAUUUACAUCCGACGACGAUAGUGAAGUCUAUCAUAGUUUUAAGUAA